CAUCAUUAUCAUCAUUUACAACAACGAAGAUGAAUUUGAUUCAAAAUUCAACGCAAUCAUCACUGAUCAAAAUGAAUACCUUAAAACCAAUUGAAUUUAUAAUGCCAAAUCCGAUACUAUUGUUAACGGAAUGGCGUACACAAUAUCAAAAUGAUCAUGAAAUUGCAUUCAGUAUGGAACAUUUAUAUUUACUUAUAAAUUGGUUAUUAAAUUAUAUAUUUCCAUAUGGAUUUCCCGAUUCAAUUAUAACCGAUGAUUUUGUACAACGUCCUGCUGAAGUGAUUGAAGAAAAUAAAUUAGAGAUUAUCGAUCACUAUGGUUUAGUAUUUAUUUUAUUCAUUUCACUUUUUCUAAUUGCAAUAUUUGUGCCAAUAAUUUGGCUAAUGAUUUGGUGUUUUUGUUGUACACAAUCAUCAAAUAAUAAUCAAAAUAAUAAACGAUCACAAUUACCAAACGCUGCAAAUAAUUCAUUGGUCGAUAUGGAAAUAUAUUUAAAUAAUACUCAAUAUGAAUUAGAUAUACUAUUCAAAACGAAUUUUGCUCAAUUAGAACAACAAAUUCGUAAAAAUUUAGAAAUAAGUGGUGAAAUUGUUAAAAAUGAAUUGGCAUUAAUUUCAAAAGCAAGUUCAAUUGAUAAUCUUACACAGAUUGUUACAAAUUUACAACCAAUUCUGCAAGAUUUGAAAAAACUUAUCAACAAUACAAAUGAAUUGAAAUUUCUGACCGUACAGUUGAGGGGAAAAAUUUCCCGUAUUAAACAAGAUAUUGAAGAUUUUUUCAAACAAUGUAAUCAUGAAAUUUGUUUUGAAUUAGAGGAAAAAUAUCAACAAAUACGACAUUCAUUUUCAAUUACAUCACGUAUUGAAAGUUUACCACGUCUUUCACCAAUAAUUGAUAAAAUACAAUUUCUAUUGGAUCGUAAUAUAAUUGGUGAAAUUAAAAAAGGCAAAGAAAAACUUGAUAUAAUUAGUAAUGAUAUACAGAAAAAAGUAAAUGAAAUUGUCCCGUUAAUACGAUCAAAUAUAUCGCAAGCAAACAAAGCAUUAGUUGAAAAUGUUGAUGAUAUUAAUAUUGUACUUGCUCAACCAAUUCAAUACAUACGUUUGGUACAACGAAUUUUAUCCAAUUCGAAUGAUUUUAUUCAACAAAAUAAUCAACAUAUUCAUCAUGUUGGUCUGGUUUCGAUAAUGAUUUUAUUCAUUAUUUUGAUUUGUUAUUUUUUCGGCCUACUAACCAAUCUUUGUAAUGAUCAACCAACACGUUUUAAUUAUAAAAAUCGAUCAAAAAAAGGUGAAUUUUUCUUCUAUAUUGGUAUGACUGUAUUUUUCUUAAGUUUUACCAUUUUAUUAUCGUUGAGUACGAUUUCAUUCUUAUUCGGUGGUUUAAAUGAUCGUUCAUUAUGUUUUUAUUUGGAAAAUGUUUCUGAUCCACGUAGUAAUAAAAUUAUACAUUUAUUACAAAUGGAAAUGGAAAAUGAAUUAUCAUCAUCGGAUAUAACUGAACAACAAGAUUCAUCAUUUGAAAUGAAACAAAUGUUUAAAUAUUUGAAAAAAAUCGAUAUAAUCGAUAUUAUAUAUCGUUGUCAUCAAAAUCAAAGUCUAUUCAAUGUACUUAAAUUAUCGAUUGAUCAAAAAAUAUUCAUUUCAAAAUCUGAACAAAAAAUGACAAGUUUUAAUUUGUCGGAAAUUAUUGUUUUCAAAGAGAAAAACAACAUUCAAAAAUAUUUAAAUUCAUUGUUAAAUCGUUUGAACAUUAAUCCAACGAAUGUUGUUUUGCUAAGCGAUGAAGGCAAAGAAUUACUGAAAGUAUUGAAAGAAACACCAUUAGAAACAUUAAAUUUUUCUGGUUUUGCCAAUUCAAUCAAACACAGUAUUACACCAAUAGAUUUGGAAUUAUUGGCAAAAAAAUUGGAAAAUGAAUCAAAUCGUUUACCCGAUUAUGAAAUUGAAAAUAUAGCUAAAUUACGAAAUAUUGUAUUGGAUUUACGAUCAUCAAAAGAAUUGAUUAAUUUAAUAAUACAAAAAAUUGAAAAUUUAACAAAAAAUGCUGAAAGAAUUGAAAUGAAAUCACAAUUUAAUGGUAAAAGUUUACGUGAAACAUUGAAUAUUUUGUUACGACAAGCGAAUGAAGCACAACAAUUUAUUAAUCAAAAAGGACGAUUAGAAAUUCGUAAUGUUUUAAAGAAUUAUAUUGAAGAUUUAAGUAUGUUAUUAACACAAUAUAGUGAUCAUGUUGAACAAAGAGUGAAAAAUGAAAUUGGUAAAUGUGAACCAGUUAGUCGUGCUUAUAAUCAUACUGUUUCAUCACUUUGUGAUAAUGUUGUUUUACCAUUUACUGCCAGCUGGUUUAGUGUUAUAAUAACAUUGAUGGUUUUUAUACCGGCAACAUUAUUAGUUUGUUUAUUGAAUACAAUGUUUAAACGUAUAAAACGUUCAUCAACAAGACGUGAAUCUAUUUUGAUUAUAGAUCAUUUUGAAGAUGAUGAUAUACCAUUAGCUGAAAUCGAUAAACGAAAUAGAAAUAGUAGUCAUAGUAGUAAUCGAAAUCGGCCUGUAGUACCAAGUGCACCACAUAUUACUGCAUUCAAUGAACGUGAUCAAUCGGAAGAAGAAACAUGGUCACCGGGUGCAUUGCCACAGCAUCUUUAUUCACGACCACCGCCAUAUAAUUUUUAAAGAUUCGACCACACAUUUCCAAAUCGACAGGAAUUU
This is a messenger RNA of Dermatophagoides pteronyssinus (European house dust mite), 2711 nucleotides long. Its product is annotated as prominin-like protein. NCBI's taxonomy places the organism in Eukaryota, Metazoa, Arthropoda, Arachnida, Sarcoptiformes, Pyroglyphidae. Gene Ontology annotation, cellular component: membrane. The record is from RefSeq and is a predicted model, not a curated record.